This is a messenger RNA of Ananas comosus (pineapple), 1217 nucleotides long. Its product is annotated as transcription repressor OFP1-like. Bases 145 to 1077 code for a protein of 310 amino acids. The record is from RefSeq and is a predicted model, not a curated record. NCBI's taxonomy places the organism in Eukaryota, Viridiplantae, Streptophyta, Magnoliopsida, Poales, Bromeliaceae. The transcript has a single exon. Gene Ontology annotation, biological process: negative regulation of DNA-templated transcription. Gene Ontology annotation, molecular function: DNA binding.
CAAGUGUUACAACAUACUCCUCUUUAGCCUCUCAUUUUCUUGGUUGUAUUGUCCUUGAGAGAGAGAGAGAGAGAGAGAGAGAGAGAGAGAGAGAGAGAGAGAGGGCUCUUCUUCUUUGAUACAAAUAUUGUGGCAUCUCUUUGCAUGGGAAACCACAAAUUUAGGCUUUCCAAUAUGAUACCAAACACCUGGUUAUACAAGCUCAGAGACAUGAAGGGAGGUAGCAAAAAAGGCCAGAGAAGCCCAAAAAUCACUGCUAAGAGAUGCAAUUCUCAAGCACACACUUCCUCCUCCUCUUCUCCUCCUCCUCCAACACCACCAAAGCCUCCUCCUCCUCCUCCUCCUCCACCACCACCCAACACAUUCUACCUCCCAAACAGAGCCUCAUACUACUUCCCAAGCAAAGAUAUGAAACUCACCAAUCCCCCAACCACACACUUCCCCACAGACCCACCAAGGAAAUCCAAGUCCAAGAAAUUCAGUGCCAAAAAGCUCACAAGAGCUUCUCCCAAAAUCGCCUCCUCUGUCUCAACCUCUGCUUCCAACAAGCCCGAACCGGCUCCCGACACCCGCCCCUUCGACCGCGACGUCUACACCGAGGACGACGAUCACCGGCGCAAGACGAUCAUCGCCAGGAGCUUAGAAUCACAGAGCUUCUCUGUCACCACCUCCGCCACCGACAUAGUUUUCGACGUCGGUAAACCGAUGGAGCUCCCGCCAAUCCUAACGAAACCAACCAAGCGACAAGCCGACAAGCCGAGGUCGGACCACAAGCGGAGAAGCCUGAGCAGAAUUCGGGUCCGGCCGGGCUCACCGCGGCUCGCAAGGAGCAAAACAGAGGCGAAGCAGAGGAAGGGAUUCAUGGAGAGCUUUGUGGUGGUUAAGUCAUCUUCUGACCCUCAGAGGGAUUUCCAGGAGAGCAUGGUUGAGAUGAUCGUCGAAAACGAUAUCCAAUCUUCGAAGGAUUUGGAGGAGUUAUUGGCUUGUUAUUUAGCUUUGAAUUCUAGAGAGUACCAUGCUGUAAUUGUGAAGGUUUUUGAGCAAAUUUGGAUUCAUCUCAAUGAUGCCACAUUGUAGUUUUCUAGGUAUAGAAUAUAUAUAAUAUGUAUAUGAAAAGAAUGUGUGUGAAUUAAAGUGGUGUUGGUGUGGAAGUGUAUAAUCGAAGUGAUAUUGCAUGGUAUUUUACUUGUGCUUGAUCUCCUACUCUUUUAAGGAAA